This is a messenger RNA of Neodiprion virginianus, 2421 nucleotides long. It is a transcript of the gene Csgalnact, whose product is annotated as chondroitin sulfate N-acetylgalactosaminyltransferase 1. Gene Ontology annotation, cellular component: Golgi cisterna membrane. NCBI's taxonomy places the organism in Eukaryota, Metazoa, Arthropoda, Insecta, Hymenoptera, Diprionidae. The coding region runs from base 67 to 1824 and encodes 585 amino acids. The record is from RefSeq and is a predicted model, not a curated record. Gene Ontology annotation, molecular function: glucuronosyl-N-acetylgalactosaminyl-proteoglycan 4-beta-N-acetylgalactosaminyltransferase activity. The transcript has 8 exons.
ACGAAAGGCGGAAGGUUCAAUAUUUUGGAUGUCGCAGCCCGCCAAACUGAGAUCCGAAGAGACCUAAUGUCAAAAUCCCCAACUUCUGAGUCCCCUGCAAAGCGACGCCGGGACAUGAUGCUUCGCGUUCUGGGUGUGCGACUUCUGUCGCGUCUGCUGGUCCUCGUCUGUUCCUUGUCGUUGCUGUCGCUCCUUUUCCUGAGCAGAUGCGGUUUCAACAAUUUGGAGAGUGACUUAAUCGACACUGCCGGCCCCGUUACGACGACCAGUCUUGCCGAGGCAAAUCAACGGGAGGAGGAAACUCGUCUUGAAGUCGAAAGGCUUACGGCUGAAAUAAGAACCCUGAAAUUGCAGAUCCUUCAGCUAACAGGUGGUCCACCGGGUCACAGCGAGGUGGCGUCUCUGCUGAACACGACGGACGUCGGGGACUGUCUGGCUGCACGGCGUCAGGUCGAUUUGGCAGAAAUAUCCCAGGGUCUUCCGCACAACAACGAGUACGAGCUGAUAGCGUUCAGCCAUUUCACCUUCUCGCGCGUCUAUCCGGUGGACCUCGGUCUGGGAAAGCGGGUCGUCGAGAAGCCGAUCGGAUUCAAACGAAAGGACCUCCUGGAGGCGUUGACCAAGGCGGUGGACACCCUGAACCGUAACACGAGUCAACUGCCGACGAAGUACACCCUGGAGGACUUCCUCGAGGGUCUUUACAGGGUCGAACCGACGACCGGCACCCAGUACGAGAUGUACUUCAGGACGAAGAACCUCAACAAGAGCACCCAGAGCACUUCCAACGGGUACACCAAGGUGACCCUGAUGCGACCUUACACGCCGAUCCAGUUCGUCGCGACGGAAAGACAGCCGGCAAAGGAGAAGGAGCUCAUCCACAUUAUCCUGCCGUUGUCGGGGCGCACGAGCACCUUUCAAAGCUUUAUGGACAAGUUUGUGAAGAUUGGACUGAAGAACGACAAGCGGGUGCAUUUGACCGUCGUUUACUUCGGCACCGAGGGACUUUCCGAGGCUCGGGCCAUCAUGUCGCGGGUUCUUAUGACCCGCGGAAGCGGCGGCAGCAAUCAGAACCUCAGGCUAUUGGCUCUCAACGAAACUUUCUCAAGGGGGAAGGGACUUCGCGUUGGUGCUGAAAGGGCCUGGGGUGGUGAAGCCGACGUUCUUCUCUUCAUGUGCGACGUUGACGUCGUUUUUAGCGCGAGGUUCCUUGACAGAUGUCGAUGGAACACCGCGCCGGGUCGGAAGGUUUACUACCCGAUAGUUUUCAGUCUGUACAACCCCCACGUGGUCUACACUCUUCAGGGACGCGAAGUGCCUCCUGAGACGGAUCAGCUUGUCAUAUCCAGAGACACAGGAUUCUGGAGAGACUUCGGUUACGGAAUGACCUGCCAGUAUAGGUCCGACUUUUUGAGGGUGCGUGGCUUCGACGAGGACAUCGUCGGAUGGGGUGGCGAGGACGUCACUCUUUACCGGAAAUACGUCCGAAGCAACAUCAAGGUCAUCCGGGCAACCGAUCCGGGAAUUUUCCACAUCUGGCACCCGAAGGUCUGCUCCGGGGGUCCUGGUCAGCGGCUUUCGACGGACCAAUAUCGCGCCUGCAUAAGAUCGAGGGCUCUGAACGAGGCGUCACACGCGCAGCUCGGUUUCCUGGCGUUUCGCGAGGACAUCGCCAGCCAGGCGAUAAACGUGAAGUCUAUGGCGAACAAAAAGAAAAAAACAUCGUCGAAAAAGGAGAAGAAGAAACUCACCAAGGUCCAGGUCAAAAAUCAACCCCUACAAAUCAAAGAGAAACCGCUCGGGCGAACUUCCGAGGAUCAGACCUGAUCUAUCGUGAAUAAUAAAAAUCCACGAUGCGAAUUCUGAGUGGUUUCUUAGUGUGUAUACACGUUUUACACACGUAUUCACGUAUACAUAUGAAGUGUGAUUUAUAUAUUAUGUAUAAAGAAGACAGGGUUGGAUAUCGAAACGUUUUGUCAAAUUCCAUUAUCGAACGAGGGGUGUGACGAUCUCGAGAUAUUAUAUGUAUAAAUAAGCGUCCGGUAAGAUACAUAUGUAAAUAGGGAAUUCGUGCUGUUAUUUAUUGUGUAAAAAGUAUGUAAUUGCAUAUAUACAUAUAUAUAUAUAUAUACAUAAUAUUUAUACAUUACAUAAUACAUAGAUGAUUGUGAUGAUGAUGCGACGUUUUCAAAAUACACUGAUAUACGAUAUAUCGUGCUAAUUAAAAAGAAAAAAAAAAAAAUGAAUGACGAUCUUUAAUCACGACAGAAGAACCAGUGAUUGAUUCGAUUGUCGGACUCGGUAAUAAUAGUGAAAAUUAUUGAUCAAUGAAAUUAUACAACGUAUUUCCACCUAUGGAAAUGAAAGAAAAAAAAGAAAUAAAAAAACGAAAAAGAGGAAGUAUGAUAGACACGACUAGUCAAG